Eleginops maclovinus (Patagonian blennie) is the source of this 3370-nucleotide messenger RNA. RefSeq lists its product as uncharacterized. The record is from RefSeq and is a predicted model, not a curated record. Bases 1950 to 2618 code for a protein of 222 amino acids. The transcript has 4 exons. Gene Ontology annotation, biological process: DNA integration. NCBI's taxonomy places the organism in Eukaryota, Metazoa, Chordata, Actinopteri, Perciformes, Eleginopidae. Gene Ontology annotation, molecular function: nucleic acid binding.
CAUCCCGGCGGCUGUCCGCAUCUGUAACCAGUUAGUCUGUCAUUAUACCACAUUGUGAAUGAAUUAAAGUAGAUAUAUAAAUUGUCAUGAACAUAGUUAUCAUCAGACAGGGUUCUGCUAUAGCUCAUGUAAUCAUUAAUGGACAUCACUUCAGAAUGUACGCUCAGAGGAGAGGAUUUCUCAUUUCUCUAAACGGCUGUUGUUUCCACUCCUCUCUCCUCGGUUCCCCUCCUCGACUCUUUCGCCCUCAUCUCCUGUGGGCGGGACUAGACGUGAGGCAAGGAGUCGAGGAGUGGAAACUGAGAAAUGAGAAAGGACUUAUUCCUUGACCUCUGUGUGAAAAGUCAUGGGUUUAAGGAAUAAUGGAUAUGUGUAUGGAAAGCCAACAGUGCCACUAUUUGCGCGUUUUUUUCUAAAAACACCCGUAUAUACGGGAUUAUUUAAAACAUGCGUAUAUACGGGCAUUUUUUUAUAUGAUAAUGAGCCCCUCCUGAUUUACAUAUCCACUAAGUUCAAAGUUUCUGUAACCAAUCAGUGAAGAGUAAAGCCAGAGCAAUGCAAAGUGUAGAUGAAAAGUUCCGGAUUUUUUGAGGCUGUGCUGUGAGUUGUAGGCUACAUUAGUACAGAUUGAGAGGACAAAGUAUUAAUUUGCCUUUGAAUAUAAUCAAUAUAUCAAUAUAACCUGCCUUCUUUGUCUUUUAAAAUAAUAUCUCCCGACCAAAGCAAUGUGUAGAUGAAAAGUUCCUGAAAUUGUGAGGCCGUGCUGUGAAUUGUACAUUAUUCCAGAUCGAGAGGACUAAGUAUUCAUUUGCCUUUUGAAUAUAGGCAUAAAGAAAUAUUUAUAUAACAAUAUUUCCCUGCUUUCAUUGUCUUUUAAAAUGAAAUUGCCUUAUUGUUUUGUCUAUAAGUAUAAUGAAUCCAAACUACUGAAGUGCUGUAACCUGCUUGUGGAGCAGUGGUUUAAGUGUGGGCCUGCCAACCCUGCCGACCCGGGUUUGAAUCUUUGCGAAAACUUGUUUUAUCUCCAGUUUUUUUUAUUAUAUCUUUAAGAUCACUUGCAGUCUUUGUAUGUAAUGCAACUUAUUGCAAGGUCUGCUUUACCUUAACUGCACCUGCUGCUUAGCAACAGCUGUCUGUUCUCCAGAGUUUUGAGGUGCUACUCUGUCUUCUGCAUUCAUGUUUCACAGCAACAAAAUGGGAAGAUACGGCUCGAGGAGUGGACACAGAUAAGGAAAUAUAUAUUAUGAUGUGAUUGAAUGAAAAAAAGGCGACACAUCGGCGUCUGCAGUUACAGUACCAUGGACUGUACGCAAUGCUCUGAGUUACUUUGCUCUGGUUAAUUAUGUCUUGGCAGAUAUUGAAGUAAGCUUGCUUGCUGCAAAUGUAAUAAUGUGAUAUUCUAUACAUUUUCACGUUCACACAGUAUGUGAUUUUUCCCGGCCGUCUUUCCUUUAUACAGCAGUUUAAACUGUAUUUCCUUUAUCCUGUAAUAUGAUUUGACAGCUUGACACUCUCCACACAGCGCUCUGAUUCGUUAGCGGGCUGUGAGCUCCGAAUUGUGUUGGAACCAGAAGUUAAACAAAUGUGCAGGGCAGCUUCAGGUAAGAAGUUGUAUAAAUAGGAUGGCAGUAUCAUCGAGGAGCAGCAGCAGCAGCAGCAAAAGAAGAAGAAGCCGUUUCGUGUAUUGGUGGUAGUUGUGGAAUAAUAGAAAAAUGUCCAUGAGAAACUUCAUCAUACGUUGCAAAAGGACAUUAACUGACUGCACAAGACUUCUUCAAACAGAUGCUGGUCCUGCAGUGGUACAAUACACAAUAAUGAGGUAAGAAACCAUGGAAAGGAGCCUCGAGUGGUCACGGGGCAGCUGAUCUUUUACUUCAGGACCUUCGGGAAUAUAUACUGGAAGUCCGGAGAUCUUGGCCUAUCACACCCGCACAACAAGGCAGUUCCACAUGAUGCGCUCUGGGACAUACUCCACCAUCUCAAAUGCUGCACUAGACGACCUCAUCAAGGAGAUAGCCGCUGGGAAUGACCAGAUUGGCCCUGAAUCUGUCGGGGCACAGCUGAAGGCCCAGCAGAUGUGGAUACAGAGACGCAGAGUGUGGGACAGCAUGAAGCGGACAAACCCAGAAGCAGCUGCACUACGAGCAAUGUCACAGAGACUGCACCGUAGAGCAUACCAGGUUGCGGGACCUAACUCCUUGUGGCACCUAGAUGGGAACCACAAAUUAAUAAGGUGGAGGAUUGUCAUUCAUGGGGGUAUAGAUGGCUAUAGCCGUCUUGUCGUCUUCCUCCGGGCCUCAGACAACAAUAGAAGCAGCAUCGUGAUGGCCAGCUUCAUGGACGCGGUGGCCACGUAUGGUGUGCCCUCGAGGGUCAGAACCGACCAUGGGGGCGAAAACAACUCCGUCUGCUUAAUGAUGAACAUCUUCAGAGGCUCUCACAGAGGCAGUGCUCUCUGUGGAAGAAGCACUCGCAACCAGAGAAUAGAGCGGCUCUGGGGUGACCUGUGGCGAGUUGUUAGCAAUGUCUAUUACGACUUCUUCAACUUCUUGGAGAGUGAAGGCAUAAUACACAUAGACAAUGAAAUGCCCUGCAUUAUGUCUAUCUCCCACGCAUAAACUGUGACCUACAGGGUUUUUUGGACCAGUGGAAUAAUAAUGGUUUGAGGACCGAAAGACACCAGAGUCCCAUACGACUUUCCGUCCCAAGGUUGCCUGGAACGGCAAGGCCUGACCACUUCUGCCAUGCAGAGCGUCUUUGGUGGAGGACAAGGAGAUGCUCAGGAGGAGCCAGAAAGAGAGGGUGGAGCUGAUGCAGAGGAUGUUGUAUUGGACUGGCCAGAGAGGGUCACUGUUCCUCCAAACCAGCACCUGCUAAGAGAUGAGGACAUGGAGCAGCUCACCGCACAGUUUGAUCCUCCUGCUGGUCGUAGAGAAGAUCUUGGACUGGGCAUCAUCCGAAAUAUGCUGUCAUUCAUGGCAACAUUAAAUGCUUUUUGAUUUCGUCACGGACAUGGUUCAACACACAUUUGACAGCGGCUCCUCCGCAGGCUGUUCUUUGCACUUUGAACUCAGUCAUUGCAUUAAAAAUGAAAAUACUUUCCACAAUGUUUUAGUGUGUAGUAUGUCUAUCCUAUGUUUUUAUAUUUUAGUUGUAGUAAUUUGUGUGGGUGUAUAUAUGGAAGUGUAUUUUAAUACAUUUUUAUUAAAUAAAUGACAUUGUAUAAACAAUGGUCUCUCAUCGAUGUCAUGACAGUUACUACGCCUGCUUGUGGCCUCCACUUUGCCAUGGUGACUGGGCUUCUUAUAGUCAGGACCAUUUGGAUGUCUUUUCAACAAAUAAAUGUACCAGAUAACGGUGUUGACAUUGA